AUUGUAUAGAAUAUGUAAUUCAGAAAAGAACAACAGUAAUCUGAUUUUCAAAUAUAAUUUUCGAAUUUUAAAAAUAUUGCUAUCAUCUUCAUUAUCAUUUUCGAUAUUUCGCAUUCCUCUUUCAAUUGUACUUAUUAGUAGAAAGAUUGGCGCAGCAGAAAAAAGAAGAAAGAAGAAUUGUUCAAUACACAUGUAAUUGCAAAACAAGAAUUUUAUAUAUUUGUUAAUAAUAAUAAUAAUAUGUUCGUAAUGUGAACCAUAUACAAGUAAACGGGCGACGCCAAUGUAAGAAGUAUCUCUAGGGAUUUUAUCAUACGUCAUAUAUACGUUUUUUUUCAAACUACUUUGAAUGGGUAGUUGGAUUUUUUUUAAAGUCGUAAUAAAUAUAAUUAUUCAUGUUAUCGUGUACGCUAAAUAAAAAUAUCAUCGUUGAAAAAAUAAAGCUUGUACAUUCUGGAAAUAACCUGCUCGUCGAUUAAUUUCAAUUACAAGCAUGGUUGGACGAUAUGGAGAGAGGCAAUACCAGCUAGCCGCGCAGAAGCAAAACCAGGCGUUCCUCAAAUACAAUUAUUACCAACAAAUCGCGAAAUACUUCGAACGAGAGUGUCGAAUCGCCAAACACUACGAUUCGUGGAAUUAUAGGAAUUUGGAUCCGAGAGGCGAACUCGAGAAGGCUAAGAAAGCAGAGAGAUUGCACAUUAGAAGGAAUAAAUUGAGAAAUUUGUUGAAGGAUGAAGAUGAAAGGUACAGAAAGGAACUGGAGGAACGAAAGAAGAUAAAAGAUCGCCAGGAAGAGACAUCGUUGGAAGCCUUGAGACAGAAAUUGAGAGAGAAACGAGCGGAACAGAGUCUCUAUUUGCCUAGAACCUGUCGAAGAUACCAGUCCUACUUCAUCUGUCCCACAGAAACGAAAAGUCCCGGUUGGAACACGCUUAAGGAUACUAAUCUUCAGUAUUCUCGUGCUUGCAGAGAUUCGACCAACCUCAUUCGUGAGAACGAGCAAAAUUUUCAUCGCGGAGAUUCGAGAAUGAGCGAGGACAAUGGCAAGGCUUCUCAAAAAAAUUCACAAGGAAACGUAGAAACGCAACAGGAACCGAGUCAUUCUGCGUAUCCGCGCAACGAAACUAGAAAGCCCAUUUCGAAAUAUUCAGUUCGCUAUGCUCGUAGAAGUUUGGAGAAUACCAACGUGAGAAACGACGACUUCGACAACAAUCCAUCAAGCAGGACAUCAAGCAGAUCGUCUCUUGCGUUUGGUUCAUCAUCUGAAAGAUGCUUGUUGCCGAAUGGGAACGUUCCUCUUCGUGGAGAUGAUAAAGAGAACACGACAGAACAAGAUAUGGAACUAAACAAUUCUCAAAACGACACGGUAGCCGAAAGUCGUUACUCCAACUCGACGAAUGAUCAGUCAAAUCAGUCGAAGAAUCUCGUCCCGCAGGAGGAUGUUCCUCGUCAAGAAAUCGAUGAAAAUGAUUACUCAAAGCGAUUGUCGAUGGAUCGUUUAAACGACAACGUUGAUACUCGUAGGCCUGGAAGCUCUCUAGGCAAACAUAGCAGCGAAGAAGAUCAGAACGUAAAGACGGAGGACACUCGACAGUUCGAAGUUGAAAAAAGUAUGCCUUGGCUGCGAAUGAAUCCCGGCGAUAAGAAUCUCUCGAAACAGAUGUUCCUUUACCUGACUCACAAGGAACUGAAAUGCAAGAUCGAGGAUCUCUCCAGAAGAGAGAUGCACGCGUGCAAUAAGCAGCAUUGGGACGAAGCUUUGCGACUGAGAGACAUGAGGAACAAACUGGAACUGAUUCGCGAGAAGAAGCUGUAUCAAGUGGAAAAUCUCGAUUUGGACGAAGAAUCAAGGAAGUUGGGAUUGGUCAACAUCGACAAGAGGGAAACGGAACUUCUUGAACGAGAAAAAACGUUUAUGGAUUCAACGAUGUAUAGUGAAGAAGCAAAAGCCUUGUGGAAGAAAUGGGUACACGAAGACGACAAGUCCGUGAUCAAAGAUGCUCGCUUACAGAGGGAAAAAUUGAUGAACAGUUUGGAAAAAGAAUGGCAGAGUCUCGCAGUUCGUGAUAAAGAAAGAAUCUCACAAUCAUACCAGAUUGUAAUGAAUGAUUCCGCUCUACAAGAGGAGCACAAAUUGUCCGCUGCCAUUAAUGCGGCUAAAGUGAAGUCCGUCACUAGACCUUGAAAUAGGCCAUAGCAGAAUUUCACAAAUUCACAAGCUUGAUAUUAUUGUGCCAAGCUUAUUAAUCGUUUGCAUUUCAAUGUUUGUAGUCUACGGUAGUAACUGUUGGAUAUGUUUGAAGAAAAUUUAGGAAAAUAUUUCAAUUACAAUGAAAUAUAGUUAAAAAGAUAAAAAUGCAAAAAAAAAAAAAAAUACAAAAAAUGAAGGAAAGAGAUAUUAUUUAAUAGCUAAAAGCUGUUAAUUGUUGUUGAAGACUGAUAUUUCUAUUAAAUUCCUAUUAAAUUAUACUAAAAUUGUUCCAAAUGAAUUACUGUAUUUUCAAUAUUUUAAAUAAUCGUUUGUAUCGUUAAACGGUAUACGAGCAUACGAUGCUUGUAGAAAUUACGUAUUUCAUUAAUGAAUUUGUAUUUUAGAAUUCUAGUCGUUUUUUUUUUUUUAUU
Messenger RNA from Frieseomelitta varia, 2622 nucleotides. RefSeq lists its product as uncharacterized. The record is from RefSeq and is a predicted model, not a curated record. NCBI's taxonomy places the organism in Eukaryota, Metazoa, Arthropoda, Insecta, Hymenoptera, Apidae. The coding region runs from base 494 to 2185 and encodes 563 amino acids. The transcript has 3 exons.